Messenger RNA from Priapulus caudatus, 4361 nucleotides. Its product is annotated as histone H2A deubiquitinase MYSM1-like. Gene Ontology annotation, molecular function: polyubiquitin modification-dependent protein binding; metallopeptidase activity. Gene Ontology annotation, cellular component: BRISC complex; BRCA1-A complex. Gene Ontology annotation, biological process: double-strand break repair. The transcript has 13 exons. NCBI's taxonomy places the organism in Eukaryota, Metazoa, Priapulida, Priapulimorpha, Priapulimorphida, Priapulidae. The record is from RefSeq and is a predicted model, not a curated record. The coding region runs from base 5 to 3553 and encodes 1182 amino acids.
CAAAAUGGCGGGUGAAGAAGACGAAGUUGAUAUUGUUGGCGAUUUUCAGCUUGAAAUAGGAACAUUUUCAGGUGCAGCUGGGGAUAUUCUUAGUGAGGUACCGUUAGAAACAGCCAAACUUCUUCCCGAGUUUAGCCAGCAUCCGUGGGCGCUAGAGACAUCUGAUUCUGAGAACUUGGUAGUGGAAGCUGGUAUAGAGGAAAAAGAGAAGCGUACAUUUUCAGUACGUGGGAAAUAUAAGAGCUCUGGAAAUAAAGGCAGUUCCUCCCUUACUCAUGGCAGUACGUUAAGGGGUUCAUGGACAGCUCAGGAAAAACAUCUUUUCCUGAAAGGAAUGGAAAAUUUUGGAAGAAGUUGGUCAAAAAUCUCACAGAUGAUGGGAUCAAGAACAACGCUGCAAGUGAAGAAUUACGCCAAUCAACAUUUCAAGGGAAAGGAACGAAAGGGCGACGUGUCCUCGAGCAAGCCGGUGACGGCGGUCGCCGCUCCCUCCGUCACCGUCGCGCCGGGAGAAGUCCUCAUCAUGACGCGCGUAGAAGACUCCGACGGUGAGGUCGACAUUGAGAGCGAACCCGCGCACGGCGACGACAUCGCCGUCGACCCGGGCGGAGCCGGGAACGCCAGCGCCCUCCACGUGCGCGAGGCGGCGGCGUCGUCGCCGCGCGUCGGAGUGAGCCGUUACGCAAGCGUCGAUCCAAACCUCGUGAGCAGUUUCCGCCGCCACCGGCCCGUCGUCGCGGCGACGGCAUGCUGCGCGACGACGUUUGUGGGCGGCGUCGCCACGACGACGACGACGAGCCUCGACGAUGCCGACCUUGGCAACAUCUGUCGACUCGAGGUCGGCGAGAGAGAGACGUACAGCGAGGACGUCGGCGAGCAAGAGACGUACAGCGAGGACGUCGGCGAGCGAGAGACGUACGGAAAGGAAGUGGCUAGAUGCGCGACUUUCGCAGUAGUAUCCGGAGAAGGUGAAGGGGAGGAGGUGGGCGAGCGAGGGACGUUCACAGAGAGGGUCGGUGAAUGUGAGACCUUCCCAGAACAGGUAGAAGUGAGAGAGACUUUUGCAGAGGCGGUGGAGGUGGAGGAAACCUUCGCAGAGCAGGUGGAGGUGGGGGACACCUUCGUGGAGGAGGUGGGGGACACCUUCGUGGAGGAGGUGGAGGUGAGGGACACCUACGAGGAGGAUGACAGAGACGUGUCCGCUUGCAUUCUAGAUGAGUUGAUCGCGCAGGCGACUGGGGACGAGAGUGAGAGCUCGGAACACGACGCCGCGACCGCAACUCGCCGACAAACUUACCUUCCUGUGAUCCCGGCGUUAUGGCCGACUGAGCGGCGAAGCGUCAACGCUCACGCGUGUGAGAGAGACGGUGUUGUCGUGGCGGGCGCGCCGCACAACGCGAGGGAAAUCUGUGACGGAGGCAGCGAUCGCAGCACGCACACAGACGCGAUUCUCACAACAGCAGCAGACAACGCACAUGAUUGCAGCGUGAGAGCUUCGACUGUCAAUUCUGGGGCCGAGUUGUCGUCGUCUAACCAGUCUGCAAGUUCCGGAAGGAACUCUGCGACGGAACUCGGCUUUUCCGCGUCGCAGCUCUCUGCCGAGGCUCUCGCCGACUUGCUGACGACGGAGAUCGAGGACGCGGGUGUCUCCACAUCUCGACGCCGCGACGAGGUCGGCACGGCGACCGCCGGCGACCGCGCGCGUGUAAACGUAAUCUCUCAGCGAAGGGCUUCGCUUCUCGACGUCAUCAUCAUGAGCGCGAGCAGCCGGGGAAGCUGCGCUCCCGCCGCGACGCCGCACGAUGGCGAACGCGUCGGUUGUCACGAUGAGCUAGAUCUCCGCUUGUCUUCGUGCGAACAGCACCGUGACGACGGCGGGCCACGUCGGACGUCCGACCCCGGUGCGCUCGCGGCGGCGGCGGCGGCGCGCGCGACAGGAGAGGUCUCCUUCGAGGAGGAUUCACCCGGCUCAACGACGAAUGUGAUAUCGGAAACCCGUCCGCACCGCGGCGACGCGAGCUCUGACUGCGGGGAUAACAGACUGCGGCCCGCCGGCGCCCCCCUGCGGCGGGAACUCUCCUCCGCGGAAAGCGUCCCCGACCGGCUGCCGCGUGAAUUCGACGACGCCCCGUAUGGUGACCCCGAGAGUCGCGAAAUGAUCUUAUUGGACGACGACGCCGCGGCGGAUGCGGAGAUGGACACGAGCGCGGAGAGCGCGACCUCUGAACCCGAGUGCACGGACGCACACAUUGUAUUGGCGCCCCCUACUGAGGAAUUGUUCCUUGACAGGGACAGGAUAGUGGAGAGUGAGAGGGAUGCAUGCUUCGAGUUCUUCCAGGGAAAGGGAUCUAAGACUCCUGAUCGCUACAUGAAGAUUAGAAAUUUCAUCUUGGAUCAGUGGGACAAGUCUAAGCCUAAGUAUCUGAACAAGACCUCCCUGCGUACGGGGUUGAAAAGCUGUGGAGACGUGAACAGUGUUGGUCGAAUUCACGAGUACUUGGAGGCAAUCGGAGCUAUAAACUUUGGAUGUCCACAAGUGAAACGGAAUCGUGCCUCCGGUAGUGGGAAUCUCAAGCGGAAGGGAAAGCCGAGCGAGGAGGAGAUGAAGGCGCUGGUGGCAGCUCGGAAGGACACCAUGCGGCCACGGCGGCGCCGGGCCCCGGGCGUGUACGGAGGCUGGCUGGGUCAGAACGGUGUGGAAGGUGUCACUAUACAGCAUAAUGACGAUGACUCCGAUGAGUACGAGGUCCUGCCAGUACGAGCCAAGCGUAACCGCUCCAGCAAGUACGACCCAUUCAAGCUUGUUCCCCUCGAAGACUUCUCUGCCAUCAACCCGGCUCCCUUCAUGGUACAGGUGGACACGGCAGCGAUGCUCGUUAUCGACAUUCACGCUCACAUAUCCGGCAACGAGGUCAUCGGUCUGCUAGGAGGAAUCUACUCGCCGGAGGAGAAGGCCUUGCAGGUGGCGCUGUCGGAGCCCUGCAACAGCCUCAGCACGGGCAUGCAGUGCGAGAUGGAUCCAGUGUCACAGACUCUUGCGUGUGAGAGAAUCAGUCAGCAAGGCUACAAGGUGGUCGGAUGGUACCACUCCCAUCCUACAUUCGCCCCGAGCCCCUCUCUACGGGACAUCGAGACGCAGUGGAAGUUUCAGGAGUGGUUUGCACAAGGCGGAAGUCCCUUCAUAGGCAUGAUUGCAAGUCCGUACAACCCUGUAAAUAAGUCUCCGCUCACGGAAUUCACCUGCCUAGUUGUCAGUGACACGCUGCAUGAUGGAUACCGACUGCCAUUCCGAUUCGACUUUCACAAGGUCACUAGUGAACUCUCGGUGGAUGACAUAGCCAGCCAAGCCAUUGGCAUCGUACAACGAUACGAGGACUGUGGGAGCCGCAUUAGAAUGCUGAACUACUGCCCUGGUCUCAAUAUGACCUAUCUAGAAAAGAUGCUACGGUCGCUACAGAAGACCCUGCAGGUCGUAGAGGAGGAAGAAUUUAGUGAGCACACACUACAGGCCGUGAGAGAGGUGUUCCUGCAACGAUAUAAGCACAUGAUAUGACCACGAGUAACACGUAAUGAGAGAUAGAUGAAACAAUAAGGGUUGUUGAUAUUGUAAGGAUUGUUGUUAUGCUAAUCUGUCUCCUUAUCUUACUUCUGCCAUGACGGUUGUUUGAUCGGGCAGCAACGUUCCCAGUCUGUACAUAGAAUACGUCUACAUGCGAUGACUAAAUGGCAUUUAUGGGGACCGCGCUUUAACCUGUCAGCAGCUGUGAAUGUGUUCUUUUUUAAAUCCUGGUUGUAGAAGUAGUGGACCAACAGGUGGCAGCACAUGUUCUAUCUGUUGCAGUCUCGCAUGUUGGUUUCUGUUGUGGUAGUCUGGCUGGUUUUGGCCAAUCCAUCUCGUUUCACCCUUUGUUUGCACAGAUUAGUCAAUAAAUGAUAUUGCUAUUUUAAUUUGCACAUGUGGGAAUGGAUCCCAUGUGUAGCAAGUAUAUAUUCGGCCUAAUUUGAUAUUUGAUUGUAGUUAAUUCUACAGUGUUGGUUGAUCAAUAGUUGAAGAUACAAAAUUUCCAUUUUUUCCAUCAGAAUUUUUGUAGAUUACUUAGGCCAGCUAUUGAGGCCAUGUAAGAAGAAGAAUGUGAAGUAAAUUUAUUGAUAGGGAGAAGCAUUUUAAAUGCAAAAGUGGGAAAACAAUUCUCAUUACCAUAUUUUCUUACAUGUAUACAAAAUAUACAACUGAAAUGGGUUAAAUGACAUAGCACUCAUGCGUUGUUAAAGUGAUUACGUCACCGUAAAUACUAAAAAAAAAAAUCCACUCUUUCACAAAAUAUAAGUGAUUCUGUUCACUUUUUAGGGUUAAAUUGCUG